Messenger RNA from Neltuma alba, 819 nucleotides. Its product is annotated as transcription factor DUO1-like. Bases 1 to 819 code for a protein of 272 amino acids. The transcript is spliced from 3 exons. NCBI's taxonomy places the organism in Eukaryota, Viridiplantae, Streptophyta, Magnoliopsida, Fabales, Fabaceae. The record is from RefSeq and is a predicted model, not a curated record.
AUGCAAGUGAAGAAGAAGGAUCAAGGGCCUAUAAGGAAAGGGCCAUGGAAAGCCGAGGAAGACGAAGUGCUUCUAAGCCAUGUCAACAAGUAUGGCCCCAGAGACUGGAGCUCCAUUCGAUCCAAGGGCCUUCUUCAACGCACCGGCAAGUCUUGUCGUCUUCGUUGGGUCAAUAAGCUUCGUCCAAACCUCAAGAGUGGAUGCAAAUUUUCGCUGGAGGAGGAGAGGGUGGUGAUUGAGUUGCAAGCACAAUUUGGGAACAGAUGGGCCAAGAUUGCGUCUUAUUUGCCAGGAAGAACAGAUAAUGAUGUCAAGAAUUUCUGGAGUAGUAGGCGAAAGAGGAUCGCUAGGAUUCUGCAUUCUUCACCGCCAUCAUCUAAAUCCUACAAGAACAAAAAUGAAGUCCCCAGUUUCCACAAUGUUUCCCCUCUGGAGGCUCGUAAGUUCAGUUCUUCAUCUGUGGAAGAAUCAUCAUCAAAAGCUCAUCAGCCACGCUCAUCAUCCUUUACUACUGAGAAUUCAGAGGUCAUAAAGAUGGUGCCAUUGCAAGAUCUCAUGAACUCCACCAAUCCCUCGAGUUCUGACACAGUCAAUUCGAUCAAAGAAGAGUUUGCGACAUCGUUUGAGAGCUACAUGAGCACUGACAUAAGCUCAGGAAUUGGUUUCCCGCAGAUUUUUCCAUUCUCAAUGGAAAGUCAAGAUCUUUUCUUGGCCAGAUCUAAUGAGUCUGCUGGUUUCAUUGAUGAAUUGGGAUUAGUAGGGGACCCUAUGGAUGAUGAUGCCUCAGAACUUGGAAUAGGAACACAGAUUCCAUUUUAG